AUUCGUUAUCUUUACGAUACUCGUUUACGGCAGAGCGUCUCGAAACGACAGCAGUGCAGAGAUGAUUGAGGUGGUGUGUAAUGAUCGACUGGGCAAAAAAGUCCGAGUCAAAUGCAAUUCAGAGGACACAAUCGGGGAUCUGAAGAAACUGAUCGCUGCUCAGACGGGAACCAGGUGGGACAAAAUCGUCCUGAAGAAAUGGUACACCAUUUUUAAGGAUCACGUGUCACUGGCAGACUAUGAGAUCCACGAUGGGAUGAACCUGGAGCUGUAUUACCAGUAGAGGCCGGCGCUUAGACCCAACACACACACACACAGAGUACAGCCAGGACAUCUUACACACAUGUACUUCUCCACUUAACACACAUUACAUACAUGAAUAUGAAUAUGUGAGAGCAUGCCUUAGAGCAGAAAACAUUAGUUAUUCAUUUCAUUUGAAUUGUUCUGUUUUUUUGUUAUUUGGAAAUAAAGAUAUUUAUAUCAAA
Molecule: messenger RNA, 485 nt
Organism: Ictalurus furcatus (blue catfish)
Lineage: Eukaryota; Metazoa; Chordata; Actinopteri; Siluriformes; Ictaluridae
Gene: ubl5
Product: ubiquitin like 5
Exons: 5
Coding region: 62-283 (73 amino acids)
Biological process (GO): mRNA splicing, via spliceosome; protein modification process
Cellular component (GO): cytoplasm; nucleus
Molecular function (GO): protein tag activity; protein binding
Source: RefSeq, a predicted model, not a curated record